AUUAUAAACAGAUUAAUAACAACUUUUUUUUUUCUCGGAUAAGAAAAAAAAAGACGACAAAGUCCCAAGUUUCCUUCGAAACUGAUUGUUUUUCAUAUAAUAGUAACUCAAAAUAUAUGAGCAGUUUUAACAACAAGGCACUUCACCAAGGAAAAAGGAGAUAUCUUUUGUAAAUUCCAAGGACGUGAACAUUCCAUCUUCGUAAAUUAUGACAUCGUUACGCAGAACGAUAAUGGAGAAGAAGGAUUUCCUUGGCAGAUGCCUGUUUUUAUAUUUAACUUAUGCAGUAUCAUACGUGACCUCAGAAAAUACCUAUCUUAUCAUUUCGCCGAACACAAUUCGGCCAGGACAUAAUCUCACAAUCCAGGGGUCACUCCUAGUUGAUCCUUUAACCCCUGUGGAAAUUACAGCUACGUUAGAAAAGGGGAUUAAAAGGGGGUUUGUGCGAGGAUUUUUUGCGUUUCCACCUCCAGAACCGACAACUUCGACGCAAAUUCCAAUCAAACCAGAACCAUUUAGUACAACGCGGGCGACGUUGGCGGACAAACAUGCUCAAGAUAUAAUUCUUCCGAUACCAGACGACCUACCGGAAGGACAGUAUAUCCUUAAAAUUGUUGGUACAGGAGGACUAACAUUUGAAAAGUCUACAGACAUAAAUUAUGAUAGCAAAAGUCAUUCAGUGUUCAUACAGACAGACAAGGCCAUUUAUAAACCUGGUCAAACUGUACACUUUAGAAUAUUUGGUGUGACUCCUGACCUUAAAGUAAUCUUUGACAAGAUGGAUGUAGAUAUAUUUGAUCCUGUCGGUAACAAGAUUAAUCAGUAUGGCGUCACGAAAAAGGAGCUGAUGGAAGGUGGAGGUAUCUUUGAAACUGAACUGCCUAUGUCAGACGCACCUGUGCUUGGCGACUGGAAAAUCAAAGUGUCUCUUGGAAAAGAGAAGACAGAAAAGACAUUCACUGUCGACGAAUAUGUGUUACCAAAGUUUGAAGUAUCUGUUGAACUGCCACCUUACGGAAGAACUAAAGACACAGACUUUGAAGGGAAAGUGACAGCAAAGUAUACUUACGGAAAUCCCGUGAAAGGUAUCGCAGAUGUGAGGAUAGAACUCGAGCAUCCUCGUUUCAACUGGAUAAAUGGUACAAGGGUCAAGGUCAGCAGCGAAAUUGAACUACAGUUACCGAUUGACGGGACUGCAACAUUCUCAGUACCUAUGAAGAGACUCAAGAGUAUUGAGAAGUUCAUGGACAGACGGUUUUUUAAAGUUGGAGCUAACGUCACCGAAACUCUCACAGGAUCCAAACUCUCCGCAACGCCAGAGAAGAUUCAGUUUUUUGACAAAGCAAUAAAACUAGAUUUUCCAGAUUCUUUACCGGACAACUAUAAACCAGGACUAAACUAUCUUGCAGUGUUGAAAGUUGCAGAACAGGACGAUUCUCCACCCAGUAUAAAGAAUGGUAAGGUGUCUGUCAACGUCACGUUCUAUAGACCGAUUGUUACCACCACUACCACCACCACUACAUCUACCACACAACCACCACCUCCACUGAACAGCACUGGAGGAAUAAUUUUGGAGAGAGAGAUUAGACCUGAAAUAAUGAUAUCACCUCGUCGUUGGUGGUGGCCCAGGGAAAAAGAAGAGAAACAACCGGAAAUGUUCUUUCCUAUACCCAGUGAUGGUAUUAUAGAGAUUCCCCUGAAUAUACCUGCAGAUGUUACCAGAGUUGAUAUUGCGGCUGAAUAUGACGAAAUUCGUGCUUACCAUAACAUAAAGAAAUCAAACUCGCCAAGUGACAGUUUUCUGCAGUUACGACUACUUACAGAUAACCCAAAGACAGGAGAUGUAGCAGGGAUACAAAUACGUUCCACAGACCCAGCGCAGAAAACAGCAGCAUAUCAGGUUAUUUCAAAAGGAGAUGUUGUGCUAUCUGGGACAGUUGAUCUUACACCAGGUAUUCUGAACUUCCCUGUAACAGCAGAUAUGGCACCAAAAGCCAAACUCAUGUUGUAUUAUGUUAGACCAGACGGGGAAGUUGUAGCAGACGGUCUUACCUUUAAUGUGGAAGGUAUUUUUGAAAACCAGGUGCAGAUUAACUUUGACAAACCUCAAGUACAGCCCGCCGACAAAAUCAAGCUGACAGUCAAUGCCGAUCCGGGAUCAAAGGUCAACGUCUUGGCUGUAGACAAAAGUGUACUUCUUCUAAAAACCGGAAAUGAUGUAACAGCAGAUGAUGUGAAAAAAGAGUUGCAACAGUAUGAUACAAAAGGCGGCAGACAUCCAUGUGCAGACUUUUUCUGUUGGAGAUGGCCAAUGCCUGCCCAAGGAGACGACGCACAUGAUGUUUUCAAUGGUGCUGGACUGGCCUACAUUACAGAUGCACUGAUCUAUAACCAUAAAGAGCCUUGGACGGGGCCUAUGCCGAUGAUGAGGCGAGGUGGAGUGAUGAUGGAUGUACCUAUGAUGGCUUUUGCUGGGGCACCUGGUCCACGCCCAGUUCCGGAGAGAGCGCAAUUAAAAACUGCUAAACGAGUCCGAAAAUUGUUUCCUGAAACGUGGAUGUGGCGUUCGCAAAAAUCUCCAGGAAAUGGUACAGUUGUAUUUGAAGACACUGUCCCCGACACAAUUACAUCUUGGAUUGCCACAGCUUUUGCAGUUCACCCAUCUUCUGGUCUAGGCGUUUCAGAGUCGUCCGCAAAGCUAAACACAUUUAUGCCUUUCUUUGUGAGUCUUCAACUGCCGUACUCAGUGGUUAGAGGAGAGAAGGUUAUACUGCAAGCAAAUGUGUUCAAUUAUAGUCCAUAUCCAUUGUUUGCAUAUGUACUUCUCAAAAGAAAUCCAGAGUACGAAAACAUUCAUAUAACCUCAUGGUGGACAAGCACUUACUCAGCUGAUGUUGCCAGAUUCGUUAAGAUUGAGCCUAACUCAGCUGCAGCAGUGUAUUUCCCUAUUAUCCCUAAAAAGAUCGGGAAAAUCAAGGUUCAAGCUCAUGCACAGUCACUAUAUGCAGCAGACGCCGUUGAAAAACAACUCUUAGUAAAGCCUGAAGGAACACCGCACGAAUACAAUAUUCCAACACUGAUCAAUCUCAAGCAAACCCCAAACUUUAGCACCACAAUUCCCAUUUCAUUCCCUAUGGCAACUGUAAAAGGAUCUGAAAGAGUUCUCGUCACUGUAGUAGGUGAUCUAAUGGGACCUAGUAUAAAUGGCCUGGAUUCCCUACUUAAAAUGCCAUAUGGUUGUGGUGAACAAAACAUGCUUAAUUUCGCUCCGAACAUCUUUAUCACCGAAUACCUCACCACAACCAACAACUUGGACGAAGGAACAUUCCAAAAAGCAAAGAACUUUAUGAUAAAAGGUUAUCAACGUGAAUUGACAUACCAGCAUGAUGAUGGGUCUUUUAGUGCUUUUGGAAACAGUGAUAAAUCAGGAAGCAUGUGGCUGUCUGCAUUUGUUCUCAAGUCCUUCGUCCAGGCAAAGCCGUAUAUUUUUGUCGAUGAUGACGUCAUUAAGAAGACUGUUUCUUGGAUCCUUAAAUAUCAGAACGAGAACGGCUCGUUCCCGGAGCCCGGUCGUGUUCUUCACACAGAAAUGCAGGGAGGCUCUACGGCUGGUGAACGGUCUCUAACAGCCUUUGUACUGGCAGCAUUACUGGAAGCUCGAGUAGUGGAGAGGGUCGAUGCUCAAAUAAACAAUAGUGUACAAUUAGCAAUGAAGUUCUUGGAGGAUCAGUUACCAUUGACAACGGAUAUAUAUGAAACUGCAAUAAUAGCUUAUGUCCUUACAUUGGGUGGAAGUCCUCGUGCCAAAGAAGCAAUGGAUAAACUCCAGGCCAUGAGUACAGUAGAGGGUGGAAUGAAAUACUGGAAGAAAGCUACAGCACCGACAAAUCCUGACCUCAAUCCAUGGGAGAAGGACAAGGGCAAAGCGUUGAAUAUUGAGCUGACUGCCUAUGCCCAACUGGCUCUUACGGCUGCCAAUAACCAUGACGAUAGCCUCCAGGUUCUAAAAUGGCUGACCAGCCAGAGGAAUCCAAAUGGUGGCUAUUCUUCGACGCAGGACACGAUUGUUGCUCUGCAAGCAUUGGCAAAGACAGCCGCUAAAGUAUAUUCAAAGGACUUCAACGCAAAUGUCAUCGUAACUGGACCAACAGGAUCAAAUAUGCGAGAACAGUUUACUGUAACUAAUGACAACGCACUGGUUUUACAGAGCCGAGAGCUUCCUACCGAUAUAUCUGAAGUGAACAUUGUUGCCAAUGGCACAGGACUUGCACUGGUAGAGGUGGCAGUGUUUUAUAACAUCGAUCGGGAUGACGAUAAACCGAGCUUUUAUUCAAAGAUCACAAUUCCAGAGGAAUCUAUAGAUCAUUUUGUGGUUGAAGUUUGUACCAGUUAUCUUAAGGAAGGUGCAGCUGGUAUGUCAGUGAUAGAGAUAGGCUACCCGUCAGGUUUCACUGCAGACAAAGCUGGAAUUAGUAAACAUAAAAUGCUCAAACGUAUAGAAGAUGGUGAUAAGAAAAUUAUUCUGUAUCUAGACGAGAUAGGGAAGAAAGAAAUGUGCUUCAGAGUACCAAUGGAGAGAUCAGACCUUGUCGCAGGAGCACAACCUGUCCCAGUGAAAGUGUAUGAUUAUUAUGAGCCAACCGACCAAGUGACGUCGUUCUACGUCCCUGAAGCUAUUCGUAAGUCAGAUGUGUGUGGAGUCUGUAAAAAGGAGUGUGAUUUCUGUCAGGAAAAGCGUAGACCAUGGUGGAGACAAUAGGACUGAUACCAAUAUUCCAAUCAGUAACCAGGGCAACGUUAUAAUUAUGUUGUACCGGCAAGAAACAUUUAUGCCAAUUUAGAAAUAUGUGUUCUAGUGUUUUAUAAAGACUGAAAAACUAAGAUGCAGAUAUUUUUGCUCCACUAAAGUGUUGAUUUCUAUGAAAUAUACCAAGUAAUUAUGUAUCACCAAUGACUAUACUGCUUCCCAUGUAAUAUUGUAUUCGUCAAGAAAUAAAAUGGACUACAUUUUACCAUUUACGCCAAAUGUAUUACGACCGCGUCCCCUCAGAUGUGCUGACAAGUUAAAGUUUCGUCGUCUCGUUUCUGAGAAGUUGUUUAUAGGAGCCAUGGUCUUAGGUUUGGCUUAAUUUCCAUUACAGAAGUGAGUUUCCUUCCUAUUGGCUAGCCUUCGGUUAGCUUACACUCUGAACUUGUUUGUGCCAUAUUUGCAUGAUGUAUAAAUGGUACCUUUUUGUAACAGAUUUUUUUACUUUCCAUUGUAUUUUGUUUUAUCUGUACUUUCUUCAUAAUAAUAUCAAUUUUUACAAGUACAAUAUGUUGUCCUCCGUAUAAUCAGUUCAUUUAAUAGAAAACAUUUGUUUUAAAUACUACAGUAUGUCAAUAAUAUUUCAAAUAUAAAAUAAUUUUGAUAAAUAUGUUGUUUUGCUUUAA
Messenger RNA from Mercenaria mercenaria, 5433 nucleotides. RefSeq names its product CD109 antigen-like. The transcript is spliced from 36 exons. Lineage: Eukaryota; Metazoa; Mollusca; Bivalvia; Venerida; Veneridae. Gene Ontology annotation, molecular function: endopeptidase inhibitor activity. Bases 209 to 4759 code for a protein of 1516 amino acids. The record is from RefSeq and is a predicted model, not a curated record. Gene Ontology annotation, cellular component: extracellular region.